AGCAAUUUAAAACGCUCACUUAAUUUCAGCUCUUUGAUAUACAGCAAUGAGGCCUAAAUUUGGUAUAGAUUAUUUUGAACGAUGUUUGGUGACGUUUUGCGUACUCUCCGUGGAUUUAGUUGUCGGUUUGGGAAAGAGCCAGGACAGCGAAUUUACUUUUCUCCUACCUGCUGCAGCAACGGAGUGUUUUUUCCAAACAGCUACGAAAAACGGCAGCAUGGAAGUUGAAUACCAGGUGAUUGCCGGCUCAGGGUUGGACGUGGGCUUUACCAUCAUCUCCCCUCAGGGUUUCAGGCUAGUCUCUGACUUCAGGAAGUCCGACGGCAUCCACAUGAUUGACCCCACAGAGGAGGGAGAUUACAGGAUCUGCUUUGACAACAGCUUCAGUAAAUUCUCAGAGAAAAUGGUGUUUGUAGAAGUAAUAAUGGACACACAGAUUGGAGAAGGUGAAGAGGAGGAAGAUGAUUGGGCAGACUUAGUACAGCCAGAGAGCAUGCUGGAGUAUAAACUAGAAGACCUCAGGGAGAUGUUGGACACGCUGCGCAGGAACCUUGAACGUACCCGUCAGGUCCAGUCUGCGCUGCGUGCCUUCGAGGCGCGGGACCGCUACCUGCUGGAGGAUAACCUUUGGCGGGUCUCUUUCUGGUCCAGCGUCAGCCUGCUGAUCAUGGUGACCGUCGCCCUCACUCAGGUCUACACGUUGCGUCGCCUCUUCGAUGACAAGAGGAAGGUUCAUACUUAACCUUCGUAUGGUGAUGGAAACAUUUAGACGGAGAGCUGGAAGUUGGUACCCUACGUGCACUACAAAUUUAACAGUGAAAAAGUAUGUUUAAAGAACUACAGUAUGUUAGAAAGAACGGAAUCAGUGGGGGUCAGUUUGGUGUUCUGAUGGUCGGUAACCAAGUGAGAUGAAGAAGUAAAAAAGAAGCAGAGUUAGUAAGACAGGAAAAGAAACUGGAAAAAGAGAGUGAUGGAGUACUUGCCAAAUUUGCUUUGCAAUGUAAGAAUACCAAAGAGGAGUGCUUAUUAGGAAACCCCUACCAAUCUUUUUUUUUUUUUUAAAUUUAUGUUUGUAUGACCUUUGCAAAUGGUUGUCACUACUGAAUUUUAUAUGUGAGUGCCUUUGAUGUUUU
Chanos chanos (milkfish) is the source of this 1133-nucleotide messenger RNA. RefSeq names its product transmembrane p24 trafficking protein 1a (gene tmed1a). Bases 47 to 742 code for a protein of 231 amino acids. The transcript is spliced from 4 exons. The record is from RefSeq and is a predicted model, not a curated record. NCBI's taxonomy places the organism in Eukaryota, Metazoa, Chordata, Actinopteri, Gonorynchiformes, Chanidae.